AUGAGCGAAACAGUUGCAAGUCUUCCAUUGUCUACUACGAAUUGGACUCGAGCACCUGCGACAAUUGUCUGCUCUUCACACAUUUGCAAGAUUUGCAAUUGGGGGACAGGAGACCGAUCAGCUCUUCUCCAACACAUGCGCGAGCAUAAUCGAACUCCACCAUUCCCAACAAAAUCAACCGCUUCCGACUCAGGCAGCGUCUGUGCUAGUCCUAAUUCGUCGUCGAACGACGCUUCUAAUGAAGCUUGGAAUACUGUCGACGAAGCCCAGAUGCCCAGCUCUGUCAGUGAAGAGAUAAAUAUUGAAACCACUCAGCCCCAGACCAAAAGUUACCGCCUUACUCCAACUGGUCGAGCGCGAAAGCCUAAAACCGUCGAACUCCAGCCAGCUCCGAACACUCCCUUUCCUCACGCCACAUUCCAUUCUCCUCCCAGCAGCAACACACCCACUGUGUCCUCCUCGUUGAUUCCGUAUAAUUGUGACGCGCCCCUGAUCUCACGAGUCUCAACGCCCGUGCCCUCCGAGACGGAUAGACUCACUGAAGGAGAUCUGCUCGUGCAAGCAUUUUCGAAGCAAUGUUCGCGCGUGCCACUUCUAAGCGGUCCUCCGCGUGACGAGUCACUUCCUUCUCUUCGAGUACAAAUCGUGCGUGAUCCCCACAAAAAAAGGAAGGUACAGCCUACACAUGACGAAAACGAACAACCACUGCCAGAUCAAGAUCAAUUGCAACUCUCCUGUCCUACUGAAAGUUCAGGCAACUACGAUUCUAUUCACUACAAUUGCAGCGAUGAGUCCCUCUACGAAACCAAGCGGGAGAGAGCUUACUACCAGUUAGGAUCAGCAUCAACGCAAACGCCUCUUGCCGUAGAGUCCACCGAUCACAAAGAACUUGGCCCGUCAGAAGACACUCAAAGUCAAGUGUCACUUCCUUUCUCUUCCCUCGACUUUAUUGAAGACGAGCUCGAUCCUUACACUAAAGACUUUAUCCAGAGCUACAGUCAGCACGAUGUUCAGCUGGAAAGUGAAGCCCCUAGCCCAGUUGAGAUGAUCGAUGCAUCUCAAUUUCAACUCCGACCCUCUCAAAGCAGCCCCGUCGACCCUUCGCUAUCUCAUUUUACACAUUUCCAGAGCAACGACCCUGUCGAUCUCCAGCUAGUCGAGUCCUCGCCGUGGGAGGCGCCAACGUCUGAGUCCGAAAACAGCGCUCAGCCCCACGCAAUUCAAGUGGCAGACACAAUGAUGACCCGCAAAAGAGCUCGCAAAUCACCUGAUGCACCGGUGGCGAAAAAACGAAGGACAACCAGAGCAUCUACUCAAAGACAGCAAGUCGCAUCGAAAACAACCACUCAGCGGGGAAAACUCGCAAAGCCCAUCGCAACUUCAACGAUGCUGAGGGGCAACCAAUUGAUCAUUGGAAAACAAACGAUUCCUCUUAAACAGACGAAAGUUACUACAAAAAUCGGACGCAACGCCGGUAAAAUCCAAGUCAACGGCUUUCAAGGCCAGCCAGAAAAGAAAGAGCAGCCUAUUGUUCGGGACAAGUAUGGCCAGCGACUUUGCCUCACGAAAAGAAUGUGA
Messenger RNA from Oikopleura dioica, 1578 nucleotides. The record is from the annotation of a GenBank genome assembly. Lineage: Eukaryota; Metazoa; Chordata; Appendicularia; Copelata; Oikopleuridae.